This is a messenger RNA of Tripterygium wilfordii, 2135 nucleotides long. RefSeq names its product probable trehalase. NCBI's taxonomy places the organism in Eukaryota, Viridiplantae, Streptophyta, Magnoliopsida, Celastrales, Celastraceae. The record is from RefSeq and is a predicted model, not a curated record. Gene Ontology annotation, molecular function: alpha,alpha-trehalase activity. The transcript has 11 exons. Gene Ontology annotation, biological process: trehalose catabolic process. The coding region runs from base 206 to 1975 and encodes 589 amino acids.
UCCAAUUGGCUUCGUAUUAUCAGUCGAUAGAAAAGCAAGUUCUUUUGAAAGAAAGAGACGACAAAGGCGAAUCGAAUCACUUCUCCAUAGAUUCUGAUCGCCGGCCGCCCAAAUCCUAGGUCUUCAUCAUAGUCCUUUCACAUGUAUAUCUCUAUAUACAUUACAGCCAUGGCUUCGUGUCCGAUAAAAAGUUCACUUAUUUCGCAUGGCCUACUACCAUGAAAAUAAACCCUUUUUUCUCUUCUUUUCUUUGUUUUUAUCAAUAAUGGCUAUCGCAAACGCUUUUUCUUCAUGCAAUACCCAUGAAAUAGGCUCUGUGGUACCUACAACUCCUUUGGUCAAGUUCCUUGUACGUGUCCAAGAGAGUGCACUGCAAACUUUUGGCCCCAAAAACUUUGAUCCGAAGCUCUACGUUGAUUUCUCGUUGAAGUUUAAUCUGUCAAAAACUGAGUCUGCGUUUGAUGAGCUCCCUAGGAGUGUUGAUGGGUCGAUAUCGGUUAAGGAUUUGGAGGGUUUUAUAGGGACUUAUUUUGAAGGUGCAGGGGAUGAUUUGGGGGACGCCAAUCCACCUGAUUUUGUGCCGGAGCCUGAAGGGUUUUUGCCGGCUGUUGAGAAUCCGACCGUGAGGUCAUGGGCUUUGGAGGUUCACUCUCUUUGGAAGAAUUUGAGCAGGAAAGUCUCUGGUGAAGUCAGUGAACACCCUGAUUUGCAUACUCUCUUGCCUCUGCCUGGGUCUGUUAUAAUUCCUGGUUCAAGGUUUAGAGAGGUUUAUUACUGGGAUUCUUAUUGGGUUAUCAGGGGAUUGCUGGCAAGCAAAAUGUGUGACACUGCAAAAGGAAUUGUGAAUAAUCUUAUUUCCCUUAUAGAUAAAUAUGGUUAUGUUCUUAAUGGGGCAAGGGCCUAUUACACUAACAGGAGCCAGCCUCCCCUCCUGAGUUCAAUGGUUUCUGAGAUUUACAAGAGGACUUUGGAUAUGGAGUUUGCUAGAAGCUCUCUUCCAGCAUUGCUUAAAGAAUAUCAGUUUUGGAACUCAGAUAUACAUAAAGUGAUCAUCCACGAUGCUCAGGCUAGCAGCGACCAUACUUUAAAUCGGUAUUAUGCCAGGUGGAACAAACCCAGGCCUGAAUCUACAACACUUGACAAGCAUUCUGCUUCCAAUAUCUCGAAUGACUUGGAGAGGCAGAAAUUCUACCAGGAAGUAGCUUCUACUGCUGAAUCUGGAUGGGAUUUCAGUACAAGGUGGAUGAGGAAUCAUUCAGAUUUCACAACAAUAUCCACUACGUUAAUUUUACCAGUGGACUUAAAUGUGUUCUUACUCAAGAUGGAACUCGACAUUACGUACUUAGCAAAAAUUGUUGGAGACAGUAAACAGGCAGAGAGUUUCUUGAAAGCUUCAAAAGAAAGGAAAAGGGCAAUUGACUCAGUUUUCUGGAAUCCAAAGAUGGGGCAAUGGCUUGAUUACUGGCUCAAUGACACUACAUGCCAGCAAUAUCAAACAGUGGAAGUUUCAAACCAAAAUCAAAAUGUAUUCGCUUCAAACUUCGUUCCUCUAUGGAUUGAGUCGUACUAUUCAGAUGUUUUUCUAGUAGAGAAAGUCAUGAAAAGUCUUGGAAGUUCAGGGUUGGUUUGUCGUGCUGGAAUUGCAACUUCUUUGACAAGAUCAGGAGAACAAUGGGAUUUUCCAAACGGUUGGGCUCCCCUACAACACAUGAUAGUUGAGGGUCUAGCAAGAUCAGGUAUAGAAGAGGCAAGGUCAAUGGCCCAAGAGAUAGCUAUAUCAUGGAUCAGAACCAACUAUGGUGCCUACAAGAAAACGGGUGUGAUGCACGAGAAGUAUGACGUAGAGAAGUGUGGAGAAUACGGUGGUGGUGGUGAAUACACACCCCAGACUGGUUUUGGUUGGUCAAAUGGAGUUGUAUUGGCGUUCUUGGAGGAGUUUGGAUGGCCACAAGCCCUGCCGAUAGAUUGCCAAUGAGCUAAUAUACUGUUGAGACAAUUUUUGAGUAUCUGAAAUUACACACAAUAUAUAGGAAGGAAGCUCAGCUUCCUUUUUCAUUGGAUUGCCCUUGUAGUCACUGAAGUAAUGUUUAGUAAAAAAUCAAAUUGAUUUUUUAUUAAUUCUAUGACUUAGCCCA